Messenger RNA from Rangifer tarandus platyrhynchus (Svalbard reindeer), 6379 nucleotides. The record is from the annotation of a GenBank genome assembly. Lineage: Eukaryota; Metazoa; Chordata; Mammalia; Artiodactyla; Cervidae.
CUUUUCUUCUAAGGAGCAGCUAUACAGUACAGUACUGUUGUCUGGAGUCGCCAUGCUGGAUAGGCCAGAACUCACCUUAAAACUGAAGUUUGACAGCAUCCUGAAAAUGCACAGACGCACGAUGGAGACCGAAAGUGAGGGUGGCACAUCGGGAGAUGACAGUGUGUUUUGGCUGGAUUCGGAAGUUAUAACCCAGGAGACUGGCAGUGAAGAGGGAGAAGGGGAAGAGCAUUUCAGGAAGAUGAAGUCCUCAGUACAUUCUGAAGAGGAUGAUUUUGUUCCAGAACUACACAGAAACGUUCACCCUCGAGAGCGGCCUGACUGGGAGGAAACACUUAGUGCAAUGGCCAGAGGAGCAGAUGUUCCAGAAAUUCCUGGAGACCUUAGUCUUAAGACAUGUGGCAGUACAGCCAGUAUGAAGGUUAAACAUGUGAAAAAGUUACCCUUCACUAAAGGUCACUUUCCGAAGAUGGCUGAAUGUGCACAUUUCCAUUAUGAGAAUGUUGAGUUUGGCAGCAUACAGCUUUCACUUUCAGAAGAACAGAAUGAAGUAACAAAAAACGGCUGCGAGCCUACAGAGCUGGUCUACCUCGUGCACGUUGCUUGUCAGGGCAAAAGUUGGAUUGUUAAAAGAAGUUAUGAAGAUUUUCGGGUACUUGAUAAACAUCUUCAUCUGUGUAUUUAUGACCGACGAUUCUCCCAGCUCUCAGAGCUUCCCCGUUCUGAUGCUCUGAAGGAUAGUCCAGAGUCGGUCACUCAGAUGCUUAUGGCUUACCUGUCCCGCCUUUCAGCUAUUGCUGGGAACAAGAUCAACUGUGGACCUGCCCUUACUUGGAUGGAGAUUGAUAAUAAGGGAAAUCACCUUCUAGUUCAUGAAGAAUCCUCUAUUAACACUCCUGCUGUUGGUGCUGCCCAUGUUAUCAAGAGGUACACUGCUCGGGCCCCAGAUGAAUUGACCUUAGAGGUGGGAGACAUUGUUUCUGUUAUUGACAUGCCCCCCAAAGUGUUAAGUACAUGGUGGAGAGGCAAGCAUGGAUUUCAGGUGGGACUCUUCCCUGGACACUGUGUUGAGUUAAUUAAUCAGAAAGUUCCCCAGUCAGUGACCAACUCAGUGCCAAAACCAGUAUCUAAAAAGCACGGCAAGCUCAUUACUUUUUUACGCACAUUCAUGAAGUCUCGUCCAACAAAACAGAAAUUGAAGCAGCGUGGAAUCUUGAAAGAAAGAGUGUUUGGCUGUGACCUGGGGGAGCACCUUCUGAAUUCUGGUUUUGAAGUGCCCCAGGUUCUUCAAAGCUGCACAGCGUUCAUUGAGAGAUAUGGCAUCGUGGAUGGAAUAUAUCGUCUCUCUGGCGUUGCCUCCAAUAUCCAGAGACUACGCCAUGAAUUUGACUCUGAACAUGUUCCCGACCUGACAAAAGAACCCUACGUCCAAGACAUCCAUUCCGUGGGCUCUCUAUGUAAGCUGUACUUCCGAGAGCUCCCCAACCCUCUGCUCACCUACCAGCUGUAUGAAAAAUUUUCUGACGCUGUUUCAGCAGCAACAGAUGAAGAAAGGCUGAUAAAAAUUCAUGAUGUUAUCCAGCAACUCCCUCCACCACACUACAGAACACUGGAGUUCCUAAUGAGACACUUGUCUCUUUUAGCUGACUAUUGCUCCAUCACAAAUAUGCAUGCAAAAAACCUAGCAAUCGUUUGGGCUCCAAACCUGCUAAGAUCAAAGCAGAUAGAAUCUGCCUGCUUCAGCGGGACCGCAGCUUUCAUGGAAGUGAGGAUUCAGUCUGUGGUUGUAGAGUUCAUCCUCAACCACGUCGACGUGCUCUUCAGUGGGAAGAUCAACGCAGUCGUUCAGGAAGGGGCAGCUUCUCUAUCAAGACCCAAGUCCCUGCUGGUCUCGUCUCCAUCUACCAAGCUGCUGACCCUGGAGGAAGCCCAGGCGCGAACACAGGCUCAGGUCAAUUCUCCAAUUGUGACCGAAAAUAAAUACAUUGAAGUAGGAGAAGGACCUGCUGCACUCCAGGGGAAAUUUCAUACCAUCAUCGAGUUCCCACUUGAAAGGAGGAGGCCUCAAAAUAAAAUGAAAAAGUCUCCUGUGGGCAGCUGGCGUUCCUUUUUCAACUUGGGGAAAUCCUCAUCUGUUUCUAAACGGAAGUUGCAGCGUAAUGAGAGUGAGCCCUCCGAGAUGAAAGCCAUGGCUCUGAAAGGUGGCAGGGCAGAAGGGACCCUCCGCUCAGCUAAAAGUGAAGAGUCUCUUACUUCUCUCCAUGCAGUCGAUGGUGACUCCAAGCUGUUCCGACCCAGAAGACCCAGAUCUAGCAGUGAUGCCCUGAGCGCCUCUUUUAACGGCGAGAUGCUGGGGAACCGCUGCAACUCCUACGACAACCUGCCCCACAACGGAAGCGAGGAGGGAGUCGGGCUGCUGCACAUUCCGGCUCUUGUGUCUCCGCACUCAGCUGAGGAUGUUGACUUGAGCCCACCAGACAUCGGAGUGGCCAGCCUGGAUUUUGAUCCGAUGUCAUUUCAGUGCAGUCCUCCUAAGGCCGAAUCAGAAUGUCUGGAGAGCGGGGCUUCCUUCUUAGACUCCUUGGGCUACUCCAAGGAUAAACAGAGUACCAGUAAGAAGGAUACGGAAACAGGCGGUAGCCAGUCACAGACUCCAGGAAGUACUGCAAGUUCUGAACCUGUGUCUCCUCUUCAGGAGAAGCUGAGUCCAUUCUUCACCCUGGACUUGAGCCCAACUGAUGAGAAAGCAUCGAAGCCAUCCUCGUUCACCGAAAAGGUCGUCUAUGCUUUCUCUCCGAAGAUUGGACGGAAGAUAAGCAAAUCACCCUCUCUGAACAUAUCCGAGCCCAUUUCAGUGACCCUUCCCGCCCGGGUGUCAGAAGUCAUCGGCCCCGUCGCAAACACGGCAGCUCAGAAUGCACCUUCUGUAGCCUGGAACAAAAGUGGUGAAGAAAGUGAUGUCAUAAAUAGAUCCCCAAACCAGGUAGUAAAGAAAAAAGCAAACGAGAGAGAGGCCCAGGAAGGGUGUGAGUGUGAAGCCCAGCCCCCGGACCAGGGGGCUGCCGCAGACGUAGACUCACCAGGGAAGGAGGAGCCUGCCUCAAGCAGUCAGAGUAAGGCUGUACCUUCUGGACAGACUCAGACAGGAGCAGACACACAUGACCCCCCUCAGGAUUCCGUUCCUGUAAGCUCAGUCUCUCUUAUCCCACCGCCACCGCCUCCGAAAAAUGUGGCACGCCUGCUGGCACUGGCAUUAGCAGAGUCUGCACAGCAGGCCUCCACCCAGUCACUGAAGAGGCCAGGCACGGGCCCGGCUGCCUGUGCACACUGCGGGGAUGUAGCGGUGGCCGCAGCCGAGGACAGACCGCCCGCUCCCUACUCUAGUGUUACUCUCGAGAAAGCCUAUUUCCAAACCGACAGGCCAGCAGAGCAGCCCCACCUCCAGAACAAGGGCCCUGGGCAUGGUGACCAGCCAGUGCCAGACACAGCAGCUGCCAGGGACUAUACCCAUUCCAGCGCCACGGACUCCACGGGGCAGUCCCCCCCGGCAGACCUACCAGGCGAUCAGCCACAUCGGAUCUAUCUAUCUGGGGACCCAGAGAAGGCCAGAGUCACUUCCGUUCCCUUGACAGACUCAAAGUCUGAUGACCUCAUCACUUUCCCUGAAGACCAGUCUGUGAAGACCAGUGGGCCGACCGUCUCCUUUGUGGAACACGAUCAGCUCCAUUUCUACAGUGGGGAUGAGCCUCCUUCUUACCUUGGUGCAAGCGUGGAUAAGCCCUAUCACCCUUCAGAACUUGCAGACAGAAGUCCCGCCCCUUCUCAUUUGCCUCGGGACAAAAUCUGCCCUCCUUCCGGGCCCCCUGAAGAGAACACCAGCGCAGCCCCCCUGGCGUACGUGGCACAUGCUCCAGCAGCGGCCAUAGUGAGCGCCGGCGAAGCCAGCUGGGAGGUGGCAGAGCAGCCCAGCGCCGUGGAGUAUGUAACCGCCACCCUUCAGCGUGCCCAACGAGCCAGCCGUCCCCUACCCCUACCUCCUUCCCAGAGACCCGCAGAGCAGCCCCCGGUCCUGGGGCAGGUGCAGACCACAGCCAGUAUAGGACUAACCAAUCCCCACAAGGUUCAAGGAGCAGUUCCGGCUCCAGAGAGGCCACCUGAACUCAGGGGCCUGGGUGACCCUGCACCUGUCCUGGUUGGGGAUGGCGGGGCCGCUGCGCAGUGCCCAGCCUCCGCUCCAGCUCCCCAGCCCGUCCUUCCUGAAAAGGUGCGGGAAGGCACCAGGGCGCCCGCGCUGCACCUGCGCGCCGAGUCUGUGCCCGCGCACGCCUCCUGUGGCUUCCCCACCCCGGCGCCCCCCGCCAGGACCGUGGAGAGCAGACUGGCUGCGGCCCUCCACUCGGGCAGCACGGACGGGGCAGGCAGCGCCGGGUACCACUCCUUCAUUGCCGCUGCCUCCGCAGAAGAGGCCUUGCCUUUGCCCCUCCCCAUCCCACAAGCCAAGCACACCUCUCUGAAGACUGCUUACCCCACGUUCGCCAGGCCCGACCUCACCACGGAGCCCUUCGGUCCGGAAAACUGUCUGCAUUUCAGUAUGACCCCAAACUGCCAGUUCCGCCCCCAGAGCGUGCCACCCCAUCACGGGAAAGCAGAACCGCACCCGGUGUACGCGUCCAGGUCGGAGCCACCAGCCUCCACGGGUCCCCGGUACAACACGUACGUGGCCCCUGGGAGAAGCGUGUCUGGACACCACCCGAAGCCGUGCAGCCGGGCCGAGUAUGUGUCCUCGCUGAACUCGUCCGUCAGGGGCGGCUGCUACCCCGAAGACAUGCCGCCGUACCCCACCAUCCGCCGGGUGCAGUCUCUGCACGCGCCUCCGUCCUCCAUGAUCCGCUCUGUCCCCAUCUCCAGGACAGAGGUGCCCCCAGAUGAGGAGCCCGCCUACUGCCCACGACCCCUGUACCAGUAUAAGCCAUAUCAGUCGUCCCAGGCCCGCUCGGACUACCACGUCACUCAGCUGCAGCCUUACUUCGAGAAUGGCCGGGUGCACUACCGGUACAGCCCCUACGCCAGCUCGGCCGGUUCCUACUACAGCCCCGACGGCGCCCUGUGCGACUUGGAUGCCUACGGCACGGUGCAGCUGCGGCCCCUGCACCGCCUGCCCGGCCGCGACCUGGCCUUCCUCGCCCCGCGGCUGCAGGGCAAGAGUGUGUACGCGUUAGCCGGGGGGGCGGCCGUGCGCCCCCGGCCCAGCGUGGCCAGCUACUUCCCGGCCAAUGACCACAGUGUGGUCCAUAUGCCCCCGGUGGCCGAUGCGAAGCACGCGUACGCCUCGUGGGACCUGGAGGACCUGGAGAAGUACCGCCUGCAGUCCAUCCGCAGGGAGAGCCGCGCGCGGCAGAAGGCCAAGGGGCCCGUGGUGUCCCAGUACGACAACAUGAGCCCGGCCGGCGUGCCGGACGACCUGGGCGGCAUCUACGUCAUCCACCUGCGCAGCAAGUCGGAUCCUGGGAAAACUGGACUCCUCUCGGUGGCCGAGGGCAAGGAGGGGCGGCACCCGGCCAAGGCCCUGAGCCCCGAGGGGGAGGACCGCUUCUACCGGAAGCACGCGGAGCCGGAGCUGGAGCGAGCGCCCCACCACCAGGGCGGGUACGGCAACGGGCAGCCGGAGAAGCCGUGCCUUCCCCAGAAGCAGAGCAGCGUCAGGAACCGAAAGCUGCACGACGCGGGCUGCAGCCUCCCCGAGCACAGGCUGCAUCAGGAAGCAAGCCAUAGGCAGCUGUGCGACCCGAAGAAUGGACCCCCUUUCCCCCAGGGAGCCGGCCCGCUAGACUACGGGCCCAAAGGGCUUCCAGACCCUGUCGAGCCGGUCAGCUACCUUAACUCUGGAGGGAAAUACGUGCCGUCAGGGCCGGAGUCUUUAAGACCGAGCCACAAAGAGGUGCGGCUCCCCAAGGAGCUGGAGCGGCCCCGGGCCCGGCAGCCCCCGGCCGCAGAGAAGCACCCCAGAGACUGCUACAAGGAGGAGGAGCACCUGUCGCAGUCCGCGCUCCCGCCGCCUAAGCCAGAGAGGAGCCACAGCCUCAAACUGCACCACCCUCAGAGCACGGACAGGGACCCCGGCGUGGUGUACCACUACCACACCCACGGCAAGCGCCCGGGCCGGGGGACUGCCGGGCCCCAGUACGAUAACCUGGAGGGCUACCACUCCCCGCCCCAGCACCAGCGAGGGGCCUUCGGAGCAGCAGCAAUGGGCCCGUACAUGCCCCCCGGCUUCCCCCACCCCCAGAGCAGGACAUACGCCACAGCUCUGGGGCAGGGCGCCUUCCUGCCCACAGAGCUGGCCUUGCAGCCUCCUGAAACGCAGGUCCAUGCAGAAUGA